UCUUGGUUCAACCUGGAUCUUCUGGGCAUCAAAACAGGAAACAGCCUUCUUUCUGAGUCAGCUGCCAUCGUCUUGGAAGCUGUCCUUGUGGCGCUCCAAAGCAGUGAGUCCCUAAGGUUGAGUCUCCAGGUGUUUUGGACUUCAGCUCCCAGAAGCCCCAGCCAUUUUGGGCAACAGUCAGGCAUUCUGGGAGCCAAAGCCCAAAACGUCUGGAGGAGCAAAGUAAGGCUUCAUGUGGGCUUCUUUAUCUGGAGAUCCCUGGCAUUCCCUUCGCAGAGACACACCUUGACUACCAAGGGAUGGCCUUUCAAGGCAGGCCUUCAGCUUUCUCUUGACCUGGGCCCAACAGCAUUGGCAAUACUGGAGACACAUAGCCUCACGAAGAUCCUGAGUGCCUCCAGACGCAGUUGUGUUCCUUUGGAUUAUCUGGCCUGAUCCUGGAAAGAGCUUCCACAUGUACACCCCAAGUGGCUCGGUGCUGCCCAGUGGGCGCAGGCGGAGAGGCCAGGAUGGGAGUGCCUUGCCAAAGCAGCCGGAAAGGAGCCUGGCUUCUGCCUUGCCCGGUGCCCUCUCGAUAACUGCCCUUUGUACUGCACUGGCGGAGCCUGCCUGGCUACGGAUACAUGGGGGCACUUGUACUCGCCAAGAGCUGGGUGUUGCUGAUGUGCUUGGAUAUGUUGACCCUGAAUUACUGAAAGACUACUGCAUGAACCCCCAGACAGUGUUGUUGCUCCGGGUUAUUGCUGCCUUCUGCUUCUUGGGAAUCAUCUGCAGCCUUUCUGCCUUCCUCUUGGAUGUAUUCGGACCCAAGCAUCCUGCACUGAAGAUCACACGGCGCUACGCAUUUGCUCACAUCCUCACAGUGUUGCAGUGUGCCACGGUGAUUGGGUUCUGUUACUGGGCCUCGGAGCUGAUCCUGGCACAGCAGCAGCAGCACAAAAAGUACCACGGCUCCCAAGUGUACGUUACGUUUGCCGUCAGCUUUUACCUGGUGGCCGGCGCAGGUGGGGCCUCAAUCCUUGCCACGGCUGCCAACCUGUUGCGCCACUACCCCACUGAAGAAGAGGAGCAGGCCUUGGAGCUCCUCUCAGAGAUGGAGGAGAACGAACCUUACCCGGCAGAGUACGAAGUGAUCAACCAGUUCCAGCCACCUCCGGCAUACACACCCUAACGCAUCCACUGGGAGACCGGGCCAGGGGAGGACGGCUUUUUUCUCCCCCAGCCUGACCCUGGAGCCGAACUGUACACAAUUGCUUGGGAAGAUGUUCCCUUGUCCUGGAGCCACUCACUGGUGCUUUCCCCUUCACCCCCAGGUGGUCCACUCACUUCUACAACUUCCUUGCCAGGGAGAGAACUCACUCGAAAGCGUCACCCACACAGAGCUUUGCUCAGGCACCGACCUCCAAAGCCACUCUGUGCAUUAAGACACAGUCAGUUGGGUGAGCUUUUCUUCCUCCAAUCCUUCUUGUGAUGAACUUUGAAAUAAUUGAACGAUGUGAGCCCACUUUUCUGUGACUCUGCAGACUUGAGGAUCGUCCGGGCACUUGUUCUCCCUUGGAUGUGCUCCUGUGCGGAGAUGAAAGGCAGAGGCAUUUCAGUAGGUGGAGGAGCGUCUCGUCUCAUAGGUGCAAGGGAUGGCAUGUCUGCACCUUGACAGCAGGAGCAGGUUGGGGCACCAGCGUUUUUGUUUGUUUUGGGAAUGGCGAUAAGAUCUUUCACACCGGUGUACACACUCAGAAAUAGCGAGUUUGACAGUCCUGCACUGCUCAUCCUUCCCCUCACCUGUCCUCCGCCAGCACAGAGGCCUAUCUUCUUUUGGGGGAAUGUGACUCACACCUGGUGGGGCUCUAUGUUUAGCACGUCUGAAAUUGGGGCUCCUUCUCUAUGCACUGGUUUGUGGGGUGGGGUGGCAAGAGGGCAUCACAUUUCAUUUGAUUCAUGUGUUACCUGAAAGGCACAAUAAGCUUGCUGCCACCAUUGCUUCAUCCGCACCCACAUUCUGCCUCAUGCUACUUAAAGAAGCAUUUUGCACUUUAUUUGCUGUUCUCACCCCCUGCUUCCCCUCUAACCAUUUACGGGGCAGAGGGGGAACAAAAAACUUGGCAGAACCAGCUCAAGGGUGUUGCCACUACUGAAUUUCUCUUCAAUAGGUUAGACUGUCUUUUAGCUUAAGAGACCAGGGCCUUCGUAAGGGCUGUCAUUCCAAUUGGUACUGAGGUGUGUGCAUAAACAUUCAUCCACAUGUAUACAUAGGCAGCCCAGCUCUCAAAGUACAAAAGUUUAUUCAGCUAUCACUGAUGUUAAGAAAAUAUGCAAAUACCUGGUUCCAGGCCUGAAUUUAAUUAUUUUUAGCUGUUUUCAUCUUUUCCCCGCCACCUACUUUUUGUUCCGAGCCUCUUUCAAGCCUCAAAACAAUAUUUUCUGACUUAUGCCAGAGGCCGCAUUCUCACAUCAAGUUUUUCUUAGUUAUGAUUUAUUCUUCAGCCAUAAAUUGUCCUACAGAUGACCAAACAUUCUCCAUUUUAGGUCUGUAUCUCCCCUGCUUUGCCUCUCAGCUCCUAUUUCAGGGAGAGCAGUGGGAGAAACAAGCUAGGGAUGGACUGCAUUUCUCAGCAGACACGUGACACCAAGCCAUGGUUUAAAGCGGUCAGAGUUUGUAAGCCAGUAAUGACAGUGACAGUUUGCUUGCAGGGGUUGGUUUGAAUAAAACAAAAAGAGUUCAGCAGACCACAACCUGGAUUACCUUUAUGUAUCAAUCGGGCCAGUGUUUACUGCAGAGAUUCUUCUGGCAAAGCAGCUCAGAGUGCUCUGUAUCCACUCCACAUUGUGAAGGAUGCUUGCUAGUCUAGUAUUCUGAAGCUAUAUCCUGAGGUUACCUUUGUCUUUCAAAUUGAUAUCUGAAAUAUACCAACUUUUAUCUUUCCCUUUCUUGUCGCAGCUCAUGCUGAGGAAAUCAUGUGCAGUGCAGUGUCAUCUGCCAAGGUUCCCAGGCUAUAGGUACGGUAUCUUAGGGGGAAGAAUGAUUCCUUUCUCUUCUAAGCCAGAGCUGGGGAAACCUUCAGACCUCUCAGUGUUCAUAAGCGCCAGUUCCCAUCAUUUUUCAUGAAUGGCAAGAUUGGCUAGUAGGGCAUGAGGGUGAACAUCUUAAGACCCACAAGUUUCACAGCCUCCUCUUAAGAGCAUGGUCAGAAUAAUUGGCCAUUGGCUGUAGCUGCGUUGUUGAGAAGUGUUUGCAUUUUCUGUGAAAGGCAGAAAGGGAGUAGACAAAUCUAUAGAACUUGGUCUAACUUUAAAAACAGCAGCAUUCUCUUUGGCGGCAGAUCCAACAGUGCUUUAACCCACUCCAGUCUGUUAGAUGAAUGCAUCACUUCAGUAGCCUUACUUUUGGUUCCUCCUUGCUUCUGCUUGCUAUCCUUUCCCACAGAGGACUUUCCAAACGUUCACAAAGCAGACUCCAUAGCCUUUUUUGCGUGUGGCGGGAGUGAAAGCAGUUCUUCCCCGUCCCCUCCAAGCCAACGUGUACGAGAAAAAGCAUUUGGCUGUAAAUAGUGUGCAUAAUUCUACUAUCUCCACCUUGUUUCUAAUCUUUGGGUCGCAAAGAAAUGGAUGUGAGCUCUGGGGAAGUGGGUUGGUCAUGCUCUUGCAGUGCUCCUCCUUUUCUGGCCCUUGGGAAGGAGAGCGAUGGUGGCAGCACCUCCAUGUGCCAAAGGGAGUUCGACCCGUCUCCGGAACGGAGGCGACUGCACUCAGCUUGUUUCCACAGAGGGGACUUGGCCAAAUCUGGUUUCCGUGUGAUCUGUGCACUUGGUUACUGUGAUCAUUUUUAGACCUUGAACAUAAUUCAUAAAGCACUGUUGAUUAUGAACCCAUCUGUAAAAUCCUGGAUUCCUUUUUCUACCAAAAAGAAAAAUAAAACAAGGAUGUAAAUAGUCUCUGUUGGAUAUAUCCACCUGAGCUUGCAAAACAAAGUAUCACCAUUGGGCAAUACUGUGCACUCCCCCUCCCUUGAAAACCAUUCCAAACAUAGCUACUGCUUGCCUGUGUGUAACUUGCCUUUCCAGUAACCAAAGGCCACUAUCUUGCAUGUACAUAGAAAGCUUCUUAAUUUUGGUUUUUAGCAACAGUCAUGCCAAUGCAGGGUAUGUAUUAGUCCUCAGUUUUUGUCAGUCUGCCUUCGAUCUAUUUUUCGUGAGGCUGGUGCAUGACAAAGAAAAAAGAUUUAUGAUCUCCUUUGUGGGGAUAGGUAAGCCUAGGGCAGCAAGGGGAAGCCUUUCUCUCGCCCUCCCUUUUGCGGUGCUUGUCUGAAUCUGAAUGGAAAGGUCUCAUGGUUGGAGGACAUUCCGCUCUGGAAAGGAAAGUAUUGUAAAGCUGUUGAAUGACCUCUAAAAGCACUGAUGCACAUACCCUUAAGAGAGUGUCUGUAUUGUUGGACUCCGUCCCAUCAGGUCCCAGCACGCUUGACCACUGUUGAGGGGUGAAGGGUAUUGCAGCUCAACAACUUCUGAAGGCCCAAAAGUUCCCUGGUCUUGAUAUAGUGGCUUCAAUAUACAGAGAGAAGGAAGAAGGUUAAAAAAAACCUUUCCUCCUUGAAUCUUGCAAUCUGAAUUUUGAAAUGGGGAAGAGAGCAGGAAGGUCUUAGCUUGAGCUGAGAUUGCAAGGAUGGGGCGCAGAAGUCCUCUUGGAGCUCCAAAAGCAACAGCGAAAUAUUCUAGCAACGCAGCAAAGCUUGCGGAGUAUCUCUUUUAAACAUUUAGCUGGUCUUGGGGGGG
This is a messenger RNA of Sceloporus undulatus (fence lizard), 4769 nucleotides long. It is a transcript of the gene TMEM127, whose product is annotated as transmembrane protein 127. The record is from RefSeq and is a predicted model, not a curated record. Gene Ontology annotation, cellular component: membrane. Gene Ontology annotation, biological process: negative regulation of TOR signaling; negative regulation of cell population proliferation. Bases 455 to 1171 code for a protein of 238 amino acids. Lineage: Eukaryota; Metazoa; Chordata; Lepidosauria; Squamata; Phrynosomatidae. The transcript has 4 exons.